Messenger RNA from Mycena citricolor, 1538 nucleotides. Lineage: Eukaryota; Fungi; Basidiomycota; Agaricomycetes; Agaricales; Mycenaceae. The record is from the annotation of a GenBank genome assembly.
GGCUCUUUCUUCUACCCUUCGUCAGCAUCCCGGUAAGCCACGUCGAGAUGGCGGGGGUAUAUAACCGGUUGGAUCGCAGCAAGAACCGGAACCACCGUCCGUCCAGCCCAGCCCCCCAAUACUGUCUAUCACCAUGUCCUCGACUGUCGAUUACUCUUCUUGGUCACCUGCCUCUUCCACUAGCUCGGGCUCGCCCGUCCAUCCUGCCUCGCUGGUGGAUCCUACCACACACUCCUCGGCAAUCCUCCAGCUAGUUGAUAUGGAGUUCACACAGUCUGUUAUAGACUACAUUGUCGAGUGCAUCGUCGAAACGGUGACCUACGCCCUCACCCGGGAUUCGGACCCCCAUUCGGCUAUCACCCUGGGCCCUAGCCCCACCCUCGUCGGCAAAUUCACCCUCUUCGUCAAGCUCAUGCUGUCCCGCGCCGAAGUGAGCCCGGCUACUGUCUUCGUGGCACUCGCAUAUGUUGCGCGCGCACGGCCCCACCUCGCCAUCGCCUCGCCCGAGUGGGCGCUCGAGCGCGUCUUCCUCGGCGCGCUGGUCGUCGCAAGCAAGUACACGCAGGACAGCACGCUGCGCAACGCGCACUGGGCGCUGUGCAGCGGGGUCUUCGGCAAGCGCGACGUCGGGCGCGUUGAGCGCGAGUUUCUCGAGGUGCUGAACUGGGAUCUUGGCGUGCGCGAGGAGGAGAUCCUCAUGCAUUGGGGAGGCGUUAUGGGGCUCCCCGACGAAGAUAUGCCUCCGGUCGCAACUCCUGCUGCUGCUGCUGCUGCUACCAGGAUCGAGAUCACACCCGCUCCGGAAUCGGAGUACCACGGCACCGGCGUGCCGACCCUCGAGCCGUCGAGCCCCUCCAGCACCUACUCGUCGUCGCCUCGAACACCGUCGACGACCGACAUGGAUGUCGACCAGCCUGCACCGCACGCUAAGAAGUACGAGCACGAGCACGGGCAUCAUCGGCACCACUCACGCCGCCUCAGCGGGCUGCUUCGGGUUCUGCACGUCCCACACAUCCAUCUGCCGCACCACCAUCACCGGGCCUCGAUCCCCAUCGCUGCCGGUGCUUAAUUGUCGAGCCAGCUGAUUCCUGGCCCCAAUCAUCCCCGAUCCGCCGCGAGGCCUUUCGGUAUCUUGCGCUCCGUCCGAGCCCAGGCUAAUUCCGUGCAUCCAUCCCAUUCUCUGGAUGGACAAUCAUGUGCGACGCAGCCUGUGAUUUGGCCCUGCUAGUGAUUAUAUGAAUGUAGUAUAUGCACUGGACGAUGGCCCGCACCCCGCAGUGCCCAGACAAUCUCAUGACAUCGCAUAUAUCUAUCUCUCACUUAUCGUGCUGUACUGCGCUCUUCAGCCACGGACUCGAUUGUAUUGCACGCCUCACUCACUCCUUUGAUGUUUCCCGCUCUUCGUAUAUAUCGUAUCCACAUGCAGUAUAUUUAUUACAUCUACUUUCACCCUAAGAUUCAUGAAUCAGUACCGCUUCGAACAGGAGCAACAUCUGGAGUGCGGGUGAGCUAUCGGCAGUGACAAUCAUGGAAUCGUG